GUGUGUUGCUCUCAUCUCAGUCUCCGCGGCACGCACGGAGAUAGCAGGAGCGCAGUCUUCAGUCUCGUGCUGCACAGUGAGCGAAAAGAAGAAGAAAAUAGAAAGAAAAAUAAACAAAAGGAAAAAAAAACUUUAUUUGAGUCAGGAAGAAAAAGAAAUGAAAGAAGAAAAAGACGCGUGAUCUUCAAAGCCUUGGAAACAUUAAUGAUGUUGCGUAAAACGAGUGGGUAACUUCGGCUGAAGCGGCGUGUUUAGUGAGAGGCUCUUAUAGCAGCAGCAAUAAGCAAACAUGGCGCUGCGAGGCAUUACGGGGCUGCAAUAAUUGCAGGAGUUCGUGGACCGUCGCCACCUGUACUAACUACCCUGGCAUUAUACACUAAAACCUGAAGUUGCUGUCAGUCCACGGAAUAUCGACAUUGCAAGGAUCGGGAUUCUUAUACACAGGUCUGUAAUUCUGAGGAUGUCUAGAUUUUCUUUUAUUUUUAGCGCACAGUGUCCUCCCUACUGGAAAUACAUCGUGACUCGUUGGAUCGCUAGAGAUAAAGUGUUGACUUAUCGGUAUGUGCAUCAUUAGAAAGGGAUAUUAAAAAGGAUUGCGGAAACGUAAAAUCUUCUAAUUGAUGAAUCUAGGUGGAUUGCAUAUGCUAAAAAAAGUAAUUUAUUUUGUAAACAGGACCUUGAUUUUGUUCUUAGCGGCACGGGAUAUCAGAGUCAACUACGAGGAGAGUAUUGGCUUGGAUUUUUUUUUCGUUAGAAAAACAUACACGGCCAGUGUCUGUUUUGAAUUCUUGUGGUUUUAAAACUCGAUCAGAGCCUUCCAAUCACACCAGUUAGUGGUCAGAACCCCACGGAUUUAUAUUCACCUUAUUUCUGAUUCAGGAGCGAGUCUCGGAAUAGAAAGGCGCCGCAGCACGAAGGGACGUCAUGCUCUCUGCAACACCCUUGUAUGGAACCGUUCACAGCUGGAUGAACAAUGAGAGGGUCCGCAUGUGUGGAAUUAACGAGGAGAGGAAAGUCCCGGUAGCUGAUGGAGAAUCCCAGAAAAGCAGGUUGGAAUUGAGGGAAGAGAAUCACCUUGCACCCAACAUGGUGGACGCCAGUGCAGCACGGAGGAACACGCUGGCAGCCCUCAGCAUGGACCGGAGCAGUCUGAUGGGUGUCCACGGGGGUAUGAUUUACCCAGGGAUCCGGGCACUCUCCACUGGCACUGACAAGAGUAGGGAGGGCAUGCCCUUGGGUUACAUCAGUGACCGCAUGCCAGAGUUGCGCUACAAACCCAUAGCAGCUGUGUCUCCAGAGUCACCUCUGGAAAACGGGAAGCAUUCCAACGGCUAUGGCGGCCUCUACAAGACCUCUCCUCCAGGACUGCAGAAGCCAGUGAUGGUCCCUGGUGGGGGAGAGGCUCUGGGGUUAGACCGUCGAUCGGUUGUUGAAAAACACACUGAACUGGGCCUGAACGGCAGCAGCUACUUCCGACUCCCCUGGGUCAGCCCUUACCUCGAGGCUGGAGUAUACCCCUUCCUGGACCCUGCAAACAAAUAUGCACUUAGCAUGUACAAGGCGUCCUUUCUUUCCCAGCAUUCCCCCUACCUGCCACAGCACUUGGCCUACUCACCCCUGUGUGGCGGCGGGGCUGGCGCAGGAAGUGAACGCUUUCUCUACCUUCCUCCUUAUGCUCCGACACACAUGCCUUCUUCAUUAGCGUCCCCCAUGAGGAUCCCUACAGCUGCCACUGCCACCACCGCCCCCACACUUUCCCCCCUUAUCCACUGUCAGGAGAAGAGCCUGUCUGGGAUCAGUUCCAGGAUGCACCAUGAGCCGUCUGCUUUUGGGCCCCACCACCAGCAGUCGCACCAGCAGUCGCAACAGCUCCACCAUCACCAGCAGCAGCAUCAAGCACAGCAGCUGCAGUCACACAGCGACAGGCAGCACAGUAGCAAGCAAAGCCGGACGCCCUUGGGUAAAGGGACUAGCGGUGGCAGUCUUGCAGCUGACUCCCCACUCCUUUUACUGCAGUCGCCCCACACAACCUCUCGCCUCCAUCCACCUACCACCCAACCCCUCACCCUCAGGGAGAACCCCCUGGACUUUCAGAAGCCUCUCCCCAGGGUUCCAGCAACCCCCUGCCCAUCAGUGUCCCUUCCUUUCUCCUGGCCCCCCAGCAUGGCCCCUGAGAACCCUUCUCCAGCCCGACCUACCACUCAUAAGCCCAAAUCCCGGGAUGCAGCAACAGCUGAAUCCCGAAACAGCGAGCGCCAGGAACGGAAAACAAGCCGGUCCCCCUCGACAGCGGAAAAGCAAAAGCAGCAGAAGCACCAGCAGAAGCAGCAGCAAACCCCCACCAAAGGUCCAGCAGACAAGCCCUUGGAUCUGUCUGCCAAAGUUGUAGACUUUGGCGGUGCCCCAGAUGGAUACUCCCCCAAGGAAGAUGGCAUUGCCAGAGUGGGCCACUCACCAACCGGCCGUUAUGGACUGCUUCUCCAGGACACCUUGUCCCCAUCCGCUUCUGCUGUGAGCGCCUCCUCCACUGCUCCUGAGAGACCUGAAAUGAUCAGCACUUUACGCUCCUCCUGGGUGGUUCCUGGCCCAGGCCCCCCAACCUCUUCACAAAGCAAGAGCCCAGCUGUGCUAAAAAACAAGACCCUGGAACGUGUUCUGCCCCAGCAACGCAGUUCCUCCUGCCCCAGGAUUGGGGAGUCAAACAGCUGCCCUGCCACUAAUCCAGUCCCUGGCUUGGUGCCGAGUUUGGGUCGUCCGGCUUCUGCCAGUCCCUCGCCCAAUGGCGAGCGGCCCAAGGCAAAUGCUGAUCACUCUGAAAAAAUUGCCCCAGGCAACCAUGCUGGCAACCAUCCAUCCUCUGUCAAGCAUAACAAAGCAUACAAAAGAGGUGAGAGCCAGGAUUUGGGCUAUAAGCAGCAAAAACAGCAUCUGCAUCUGGAGAAUGGGCACACACCUAGCCACCUGUUUCUACCACAGAACGAAGCCUUUCUCCCUCCUGCUUUGGCUUAUGCCAACAGAUACCUACCCUACCCUGUCCCAGAGGGAUUGUCUCUUGCUCAUUUACCUUUGCCAGGGAAAGGCCCAGUCUACCCACCUACAAUGAUGAUGGGCAGUGGCAGCCUCUAUCCAGCACGCCUGCCCCCAAAGCACAGCCUCCCAUAUGGACUGCCCGCCAGCCGGGGUGAAUUUUUGACUUACCAGGACUCCCAGGAAAUGAUUCACCCCUUGAUGUCAUCUCCCCGUGUGUCGCUGGAGGCUAAAGCCAAUGAGAGGGCUGAGCGGAGGUCGAGGUUGCAGGAUCGGCCUGGGCAGAUUGAGGAGUCUGCUCCCAAAAGCCGUCCCACGACUGAAAGGAUUGACCCAACUUCCAGGCCAGGCAAGGAGACCCCGAUUGACCAGGCAAGCCAGAGUACAAAGGAGCACAGAAAGCCAGUGACGGACAAAGCAAGAAUUGUUUGCAUUGACUUGAUCCAGGACGACGCAGAUCCGGGAACCAAAUUGGCCAAUCAAAGCAGUCCCAACAGCAAGAAAGGAGAUGCCACUAAGUUAGGUGGAUUUGAGGUUAAAGGACAGCAGCUGAAGGAGCUUCUCUCUAGUGUGGAUGCAUCUCUAAAACUGGCAGAGCCGGAAAGGCACCCAAGGAUCUGCAGCCCGUCCAAGCAGGAGGAGCAGGGUUGUGCCACCCCAAGCUUCUGCUUAGAACAGCACCUAUCUCCACACCAGAGUCAAGGCCAGGACAGCCCAGUCCGACCCAGCACCCUCCCAGACUUUGCAGAGCAGCAGACUUUCUGCUGUGCCAGGACAUCUGGGACAAGGGGGGUAGAGGAUAUAGCCUCCAUAGCUGAAAGGCUGGGUUUCCAUCAGCACCUCUUCCAACACCACCACCACGGCUUUGACAAGGAAAGCCUGGAUGGGGACACACAUGAUGAUGAUGACGAUGACCACAACUCUGCCGGAUCUAGGAAGUCCAACCUGGCCAAGCGGAUUGCCAACUCGGCUGGUUACGUGGGCGAUCGCUUCAAGUGUGUCACCACCGAGCUGUACGCCGACACCAGCAAGCUGAGUCGCGAGCAGCGAGCACUGCAGAUGGAACGAUUAUCACAAGAGGACAGUAAUUUAAGUCAACCUGCUGCUAACUGUGAGCGUGCAAUGAUGCGUUUCUCCGAGCUGGAACUGAAGGAAAAGGAGGGCAGCGCGGCAGUGAGAGACCCUGCAGACAGGACGCACAGCGAGACACCUUGGGAGGUACAGAGGGAGAGCAGAGAGAGGACUGCAAACAUCGGCAAGACAGGCCAGGAGACGGAGGCCUGUGGGGAAGGUGGAUCAGCUGUCCCUCCGGAAAAUGAACAGUUGGUUGAGGGGGGGGGCUUGCAGCCGGAGGAAAAACAACAAAGCCAGCCGAGGGAGGAUGUCGGCCUCAGUGCUCCCCCGGCACUGCCCAGGAAACGUAAACACAGCAAGGAAAGGCCCCAGGAUGAGGGGAGCUGCUGUGACAGUGCCUCUGAGGAACUGGGAGAGGACGGCAAAAGAAAGAGGAUUCUGAGGGACGACUGGUCGGAGAAGGACUUCACCAACCCGUCCGCUGAGCACGUCUUGGAAGAGUCUUAUUGCAAUGAAGUGAAGAACCUGAAAGUGUGCAUUGAGCUGACAGGACUGCACCCCUGCAAACAGCGCCACCUCCAGCACCUACGGGAGCUCUGGGAGCAGCAGCUGUCACCCGAGAGGCCGACACCGCCCCUAGCACCGUCACCGACACCAGCCUCCCCCGGUGCACACAGCAGGAAGACUGACUCUGCUGAGCCCUGCCAGCCAGAGGCCACAGCUAACGAAAGGAAGGUCAAAGUCAGCUUGCCUGAAGAAAGGCUCAGCAGGAAAAGGUCAGAGGGCAAAAGCAAUAGAAGCUGGUCGGAAGAGCGUCUUUGUAGGAGUGACACAGAGAAAGGUUUACCCACUCUUCCUACCUCCCCACUGUGCAAAGGGACGUGCCCUGAAUCGGGUUCGACCACAGAAGCUGUGCUCAGGAAAAAGACCCCCCAGUCUGGGUCCCGGCUCUCUGACAAGCGACAGAGGUUGAAGGAGCACCGCAAGACCAGCGGCUUGUGCAAGUCCCCUGCGGCAGGGAAGGAGUGCGACACGCCCAGGCUGCAAAGUGACGUGGACUUUGAGAAACCCAAAGGGAAGCGGCAGUGCAAAACCAAACACAUCAGCCUGAGGGGGCGCAGGAGGACAUCUGUGACCGGAGAUGAGAGCACCGACGCUGAGCACGGGGAAGAAAAGGUCAGCGUAAAGAGAUCCUCCAGAAAACGGACAGCCUCUAUUUCGGAUUAUGACUCUUCGGCGGCCAAGCCUAGCGCCCCCAAGGCCUGCCCCAGCCUCUCACAGACCCCCAGCCUCUUGCAGUUGCCGAGCACCCACCCUUCCCCUCUGCCUGUUGGGAACGCCCCUCAGGAGACCCCCAUCAGCCGACCCAUGCCACCUGAAGCGAGAAGGCUGAUUGUGAAUAAGAAUGCCGGCGAGACGCUGCUACAAAGGGCUGCCCGUCUGGGUUACGAGGAAGUGGUUCUAUACUGCUUGGAAAAUAAGGUGUGUGAUGUGAAUCACCGUGACAACGCCGGGUACUGUGCUCUGCAUGAAGCCUGUGCCAGGGGCUGGCUGUCCAUCGUGCAGCACCUCCUGGAGUAUGGAGCUGACGUCAACUGCAGUGCCCAGGAUGGAACCAGGCCUCUCCAUGACGCUGUGGAGAAUGACCACCUGGAUAUCGUUCGGUUGCUGCUUUCCUAUGGGGCGGACCCCACUCUCGCCACCUACUCGGGGCGCAGCAUCCUCAAGAUGACCCACAGCGACCUGAUGGAGAAGUUUCUGUCAGAGUACUUUGCUGACCUGCAGAGCCGAAGAGACGAUGACCCUGGCCUGUACUGGGACUUCUACGGCAGCUGUGUGUGCGAGCCAAACGAUGAAACUGCAGCUUUUGACAUCCUGGCCAACCCACCGGGGCCCGGCGACACUGAUGAGGAGGAGGAGGACUUUAAAGAAGUGUUUGCGUUCGAGUUCUCUGACCGCCCGCUCCUGCCAUGCUAUAACAUCCAGGUGUCUCUCUCUCAGGGGCCUCGGAACUGGCUGCUCCUUUCAGAUGUGCUGAAGAGGCUGAAGAUGACGUCCCGUGGGUUCCGCUGCAGCUUCUCUCACAUUGAUGUGGUGACAAUCGAAGAGGCAGAGUUUUACAAGCAGGCAUCGCUCAGCCAGCUCUUGACAUGCCCCGAGGACCUGGAGGCCUUCGUCUCCGACAGCAAGGAGCUGCUGGACCUGGUGGAGUUCACCGACGAACUGGUGCGGCUGCUGGGCUCCACGCUGGAGUGCCUGGAUGAGAAGCGGGGGGGAGCCACCGUCUCUCUGGACAGGUCCUGACCUUCCAGGCAUUCACUGAACUCUCACCAGAGGAUUUAUAAAUAGAGAAAUUUAAAUAUAUAUGUAUAAAUAUUUGUACAUAGUGUACAUAUGUGUUACAUAUUGGAGAAAACAAAGACUGGAUAACAUCACUGCCUGGACAAAUGGAUUAUUCCGAUAUCAUUUAGAAGGAUUUUGUUUUUAUAUCUGGUUUUAUAGAUUGCUUUCUUUUUAAACACCUUCAUAAUGUCUUCUCUCCACCACCCCCAGUCAGAAUAAUGUAUACAUUUCAAGGGUCAAUUUUACAAUUUUUUUUCAUUUGGAAAAACAAUAUGAGAACAGAAGAAAUUGGCGCUUUAUAUAAUAGUGUGUGUCUAUCUGCCACAUGACUUUAGGGAGAUUUGUUUUUUGUUUUGAUUUAUAAUUAUUUAACGUGGUGCACUUCCAAAUGUUUGAUAGUAAACUUGCCUGCCUCGGGCAGGUGAAAAUAUAUUGGUUGAAAUCAAGUUAUUUUUUAUGUGAAUGGAGUUCUUUUCCAGUCUAAGCAAGACACCUCUCCUAUUUUUUUUUUCUCUCAAAGUUUAAACUUCAGGAGAAAUUAUUUUAUACCUGUGUUCUGACUUUGGUUUUAACUUUAGAUCUUUUUAUUUAAAGAUGAAAAAUUUUAAAAUAUUUUUUCAUGUGGUUUUUUGUAAGAUAUUACAAAUAAAAAUACUAAAAUGUUUGGCAGGAAAACCAGCCUGAACUUUGUAUAUAAAAGGGUGAUGAUUACAGUAAAUGUUUCUGACUGAUGUAUGUAUUGUUUUUUGGAUCUGUGUUAAAACUUCUUUGAUUAAAACCAAAAAAACCCCACCUUAUUUGUAUUUAUAUUUUACAAAAAAAAGUUCCUUUUAAAUAAAUGGCAAUAAAACAGUUAAGACUGUCA
Messenger RNA from Acipenser ruthenus (sterlet), 7309 nucleotides. RefSeq names its product BCL-6 corepressor-like. Gene Ontology annotation, cellular component: nucleus. The record is from RefSeq and is a predicted model, not a curated record. Gene Ontology annotation, biological process: negative regulation of transcription by RNA polymerase II. Lineage: Eukaryota; Metazoa; Chordata; Actinopteri; Acipenseriformes; Acipenseridae. The coding region runs from base 925 to 6405 and encodes 1826 amino acids. The transcript is spliced from 15 exons. Gene Ontology annotation, molecular function: transcription corepressor activity; protein binding.